Messenger RNA from Rotaria sp. Silwood2, 354 nucleotides. NCBI's taxonomy places the organism in Eukaryota, Metazoa, Rotifera, Eurotatoria, Philodinida, Philodinidae. The record is from the annotation of a GenBank genome assembly.
AUGCAUCAACUUUUAUUAACAAAUAAACUGCGUUUUACACUUCCACGCUAUAAAUUGACUCACGAUCAGAUCACAGAAAAAGAACCAAUCGGUGUUGUAAAUGUAACACCAAGUUAUAAUGAGCAACAUUUAUAUGUAACAGGUGCUUUUGCUUUUUGUGGUCAACGUAGAUUUGCUCAAUCAGCUUAUCUUAAUCGAUUAAUUGAAUUAUUUUAUUCAACAAUACGUUCUUAUUUAUCUGACGAAAUCAAUGCAAGUGAAUCAGAAAUGCUGCCAACAAGAUUCUGUAUUCAUCCAAUGACUUCAGAUGGAAUGCCAAUUAUUCUUCAAUUCACUGCUGAGAAUAAAAAGUAG